AUGACUUCGUUCACGUUGUACCAUCAUCUUGGGCCCACGGUUGCGGCUGUAGUGUGUCAAAGUGCCCCUUUCCCGGAGAAGUUUCCCGGCCCUCUACUGGCAAGAGUCACCCGUGUUUAUUAUUCUUACUAUCGAAGUGCGGGUCAACUGGAGCUAAAGACCAGAGAACUUCAUGACACUUACGGAAGCAUAGUACGGAUCGCUCCGAAUGAGCUCAGCUUCACCGGAGGAACUUCUUGGGAUGACAUUUAUGGUCUCAAAUCCAAACGACGCCCUUGGGACCGACUCCAAAAGGAACCUUUCUUUUACAUGGGAGCCAUAGCUCCUAACGGAGAGAAAAAUCUCGGAGCGAGCUCCGACGGCGACCACGUUCGGAUUCGUGGUGUCCUGGCACAUGCAUUCUCUGAGAAGGCCCUAUAUUCUCAAGAAGACGUGCUCAGACAUCAUGCAGAUCGUAUGGUGCAUCGCAUAAGUAGCUUAUCUGGGUCACCUACCGAUGCCGUACGCUGGUUACACCAUUGCACCUACGAUGUCAUAUCUGACCUUGCACUCGGUAUCAGCGCUGACACGCUGGAGUGCAAUGAUUGGAGUCCACAAGCACACCUAAUGUUCGAGGGUAUCAAGGAAGGAGUCACAGUAAUCGAAGUUCUGCGUUUCAUGCCCUUCAGGAAUCAAAUGAUGCGUCUGCUAAUGUCAAUCUUUGGUCAAGCACGUCGCAAGGCCUUUGAUGCAGCUGUGGAGAAGGCUACGUUACGGAUGGCCAAAAACAACUGGGAGAGGCCUGACUUCAUGUCUUACAUCAUGAAAGCAAACGAAACCAGUAGGGAGCUUACGGUUUCUGAGAUUACCGCCAACGUUGCCCUACUUCUGGACGUUGGAUCAGAGACCACAGCAUCCUUGCUUGCAGGCAGUCUGUUCUAUUUGACCAAACAUCCAGCUAUCUUGACCAAAUUGACGAGUCUCGUGCGGGAAGAGUUUGAAGAGGAGUCCCUCAUCGACUCCAAGAGCCUCAGCAGACUACCAUAUCUAACUGCAGUGUUACGAGAGACCCUGCGCGUAUAUCCACCUGUAGCAGGAGCCACACCUCGUGUUACCCCUCCACAGGGGUUUCCAAUUGACGGCAGGUUUGUACCUGGCAAUGUGAGCGUUGCCAUCAACCAUUACGCCACAUACCGUGAUGUUAACAACUUCAAAAAUCCUGACAAGUUCGACCCGGAGCGAUGGCUAGAGAAAGGCUAUCUUAAAAAUCACCAGCAUGAAAUUUUCCAGCCGUUCUCUCACGGUGCCCGAAAUUGCCUGGGCCGCAACCUUGCAUGGGCAGAGAUGCGUCUCUUCAUUGGACUGUUACUAUGGAAUUUUGAUUUGGAAUUGACCACUGCGUCGAAAAACUGGAAUGUUCAACGUUCGUGGUUCAUUUGGGACAAGCCAGAUUUGAUGAUACGGUUUCACGAGCGCGCUAGAUAA
Molecule: messenger RNA, 1464 nt
Organism: Neoarthrinium moseri
Lineage: Eukaryota; Fungi; Ascomycota; Sordariomycetes; Amphisphaeriales; Apiosporaceae
Exons: 5
Coding region: 1-1464 (487 amino acids)
Molecular function (GO): iron ion binding; heme binding; monooxygenase activity
Source: RefSeq, a predicted model, not a curated record